AUGAAUCGCGGACGAGGACUGAGCAGCACCAGCACUGGCGCUUCGAAUCAUCGCCUUUCAAAUUCGCUACAUCGAUGCGCCAUCGCUUUAUGCUCGAAUCAGGCCGUGGCCGAGAGUGUGUGCUCCAUGCAUUUGUCUCGAAACGGCCGUGUGAGUAGCAGUAGCGACGCCAUCAUAGACAAUCGCGUCAUGGGAUCGCGUGGUCCACCUCCUUCCUCGGUUAGCAUGGAAAAUACCAUAGCCGAAGAACGCUACUACCGCUCUAGUGCACAUGCCGCCAUGCAGCCGCGUACUGGGCUUAAUACUAAGAAACACAAGCCGUCGCCAGCUGAGCCCGUGAAUCGUUAUGUAAUGGACAAUUCGUCUUCAAAAGGCGGUUUGACUCGCGAGAGUCUGAACGAGAUGGUCAAUCAGAUGAAAUACUCGAAUAACACUGGCAUGUCUGCGUACGAGAAUGAUCCGUACGUGUCGGCUCAGACAUCGGGCAGCACAAACGGCUCGAACCGUUCGGAGUCGGACGGGUCUGUGGAUGAGACGAAUUUACGUCGCGAACGAAACCGCAUUGCUGCGCGCAAAAGUCGUCAACGCAAAUUGGACCGCAUUUCGAACCUUGAGGAUGAGAAAAUGCGUCUUGAGCGACACCGCGACAUGCUCGUGCAGGAGAUUCGAAGUUUGGAAAAGAAAGAAUCUGGCGUCGCUUCUAACGUGGUGCUGACGAUUACGGAGAGUGAGUAUCAGCAGCUACAGAAUAAGCGGCUACAGAUCAUUAAGCAUGUUGAGGAGGCCUACAAUUCGGGCGAUAUUCUCUCUACGGUCAAAUACUUCCGCGACGACUCAAUUGUCAGUGGCCCCCAGAACUCGUCGGUUCAUUUGCGUGGUAAGGACGCUUUAGUGCUAGACUACCUCUGCACGACGUACCUGUUUGGUGACGUUCGCCUCCAUCACGCCAAGGUAGACUGUGGUGGUCCCCGUAGUCAGCAUUUUCGUGUGCACUGGGCACUUUCGGGCACCAUUAAGAGUGCCGGUGUCAGUAUGAACAAGGAGUUCCUGGAGCUUAUUGAGAGCGUCAAGGGUCGCCGUGUCACCAUUGAGGGCGUCAGCAACUUUUCUUUCAGCGGAAAUAAGAUCGUAUACGUGCACCGCACGGCAGACCAGGCGAAGUUCCUGUCGGCGCUCGUCAUUCUGAGCAAGCGGUAA
Messenger RNA from Peronospora farinosa, 1197 nucleotides. NCBI's taxonomy places the organism in Eukaryota, Oomycota, Peronosporomycetes, Peronosporales, Peronosporaceae. The record is from the annotation of a GenBank genome assembly.